AUGUCGUGUUCUAGUGAAGACGGACAAAAGCGACGUAAAUCUACAGGGCGAAGAGUUAGUUUUGCAACAACUGCGUCCGUUCGUGAAUAUUAUAAAGAAGAUGCUGCGAAUGGAUUACCAGCUUCGUCAAACGCGAAUAACGCGAAUAAUAACGUGCCACCUCAAAUUGAAUAUUGUAAAGAAGAUUCACCUAAUAAUGGUGAUGACGAUAAUAUAGAAAUGGAAAUUGACAUGGACAUAGUUCAACCGGAAUAUGAAGAGAGUGAAGAGAUGUCAAUUGUCUCUCCAGACAAAUUAACUGAACGCGAUAGUUUAAAUGAAAAUUUUAAUGUACGUUUCAUGAAAGAAGCUAUUGAAGAGCAGGAUAUGGAUAUGUCGCUUAUAGUGACUGAGAAUUUUAAUGAACGUUUCAUGAAAGAAGCUAUUGAAGAGCAAAGUGCAGAGGAUAUGUCCCUCAUAAUGAGCGAGAAUGAGAAUUUGAAUGUACGCUUCAUGAAAGAAGCUAUUGAAGAGCAAAGUGCUCAAAUACAAAUCUUCGAGACAGAACGAGAUGAUCUCCUAAAAGAGUUGCAAAAUCUUCAGAAUCAGCACACUAAACUACAAAACGAAAAGAUUGAAUUGAAUAAAGGCAUUGCUGAGGCUAAACGUUUAAUUCACGAAAAUAAAUGCUUUACAGAAGAAGAUCGGAUAAGAUAUCGUGAUCAAUAUGAAAACCUUAUCGUAACUAAUUUAUGGCGUCCGGUGACGUUAUCCGACGAAUUCGUACACAUGAUUUAUGAUAAUAUUUUACAAGUGAAAGUCAAUUUGAAAGCUAUUUCUUGUGAGGGAGAAAGUAUCACAUCCAUUAUUGAUGUAUCGUUUAUUAUUCAUGACAAAAUGACUACUAAGGACAAACAAUAUUACCAGAUAAUGCUCUGCGGAAUGCGUGAAUAUAUUAUGAAAAAUGUCAAUUUGCCUAUACAGAUGGCCGGAAUUUCGAAAAUCCUUAAAGACUUUGUGUCAUAUUGGCAAAAAAUUAGAAAACUUUAUCGCGAAAUAUUUAUUCUUAGAUUCAGUUUUCCGAUCGAAUUCAUCACAAGCAAUGAUGACAAUACAAAAUUGUGUUUAAGAGUCCUCUUCUUUCACUACGAAGCUAAAUCUAAUUUUUUUGUGAAUAUCAUUUUUCGACCCAAAGAUGUAUUUUCAUACCCUCUAUUUGAAAAUAUAGAGUGGACAUUGGAACGUGCAUAUGGGAAUAUAAACGAGCAGGCAAUCUUUGACACCAUUAAAACACAAUUUUCUAAAGGUGGAAUUGGAUGUUUAAAGGCAACAUGCACUGAA
Dentiscutata erythropus is the source of this 1320-nucleotide messenger RNA. NCBI's taxonomy places the organism in Eukaryota, Fungi, Glomeromycota, Glomeromycetes, Diversisporales, Gigasporaceae. The record is from the annotation of a GenBank genome assembly.